This is a messenger RNA of Metarhizium album ARSEF 1941, 2151 nucleotides long. Its product is annotated as C6 transcription factor. The record is from RefSeq and is a predicted model, not a curated record. Gene Ontology annotation, biological process: DNA-templated transcription. Lineage: Eukaryota; Fungi; Ascomycota; Sordariomycetes; Hypocreales; Clavicipitaceae. The transcript has 6 exons. Gene Ontology annotation, cellular component: nucleus. The coding region runs from base 1 to 2151 and encodes 716 amino acids. Gene Ontology annotation, molecular function: zinc ion binding; DNA binding; DNA-binding transcription factor activity, RNA polymerase II-specific.
AUGUCCGGCUUGCCCCCGUGUCGCCGCUGCGUUGAACAACAGCUCGAGUGCGUGCUUGCAAAGUCGAGGCGUGGAGGCCGCAGGAUCAAGGGCGUUCGCAACUCUGGUAUUCAGCAGCCGCCGCCCAAGCAUGACCGCCAUCUCGGCCCGCCGUGGGAGCCCCGCGACCCUGCCAGCUCUUCGCCCGACGAGGACGAGAGUGACUACCGUGCCAGCAGACAAGGGAGUCAGUCUCGUCCUGCGCAGGCACCGGCCGACGCGGAUCCGGCACGAGGAUGGCCGGCCUCUCCACAACAUGCCGGCAACUGGCGAGCAGACUGCCCCGACGCAAGAUCCACACAGGAAAAUGCAGAUUCGAGGACGGGUUCCGAGGGACUGGAGGGCCAUAUCGCCACUACAGACCUGUUGAAUCCCUCCGACGCCCUUGAUUUGCUUGCCCAGGUUGCCGACCUGGACCCCGGCAGGCAGCCCAACGCAUCGACGGGCCAAGCCGGCCGCGGCAACGGACACGUCGGCGGAAUGCACCCGACCGUCGGUAGAUCGGCCGCCAGCUACUACCCUCCCUUGGAUGACGGUAUUCUGACGCCUUCCGACGCCUCCUAUCUCGUGAAGAAGUACCACGACAGGUUCCAUCCUUUCUUCCCCGUGGCGUACGCCAGCAUAUUCGAAGAGGGUCCCAUAUCAGAAUGGGCCGAGAAGGAGCCUCAUCUUUUGACGGCCAUCCUCACGGUGGCUUCCAAGGAUGAUCCCACCUGGUUCAGGGUGUACGACGCAUGUUCUCGCCAUAUCGAGAGCUUCAUGUCCACCCUCAUCUAUGCAGGGUCGAACUCGGUAGGGUCCGUCGAGGCACUGCUGAUCCUGGCCGAAUGGGCACCGCAGCGUCCACAAGAGAAUUCCGCCAUUGGCUGCGGACAAGAGGACCACGGUGCCUGGAUGCUGGUCGGCCUGGCCGUCAGGCUGGGAUACCUGCAGAGACUGGAGCAGACGGCGCUUUUACCGGACGAUCAAAAGCCUUCUGCCGAGGUGUGCAGAAAGCGUGUGGUUUGGGCGGCUUGCUACAUGAGCGACCGACAGGUCUCCAUUCGACUGGGCAAAGGCUUUUGGUCACGCGGUCCCGGCCCGGCCCUCCAUCUGCGGGCGGCAGACUUUCCGACUCUGCAGGUCCAGACCCUUGGCCCGGACAAUAUGGGACUCUUGUUCCAGGCGCAUCUCGAGCUCACGCAGCUGAUUAGCAAUGCUCACGACAUCUUGUACUCGUCCACCAGCCACAGGAAGCAGCUGUACGUAGGCGGUGAAUAUGUCCGAUACAUUGAUGACUUUGCCCAGUUGGUCCGGAAAUGGAAGCUCACGUGGGCAAACCACAGCUUCACACCACCAGUCAAGGCGUCGUUGGUCUUGUCGUUUGAAUUCCUCCGCCUCUACAUCAACGCAUUUGCCUUCCAGGCGAAUCUGAACCGAGCAGCCGCGCGAAAUGCCGAGGUCGGCCCGGGAAAGGCCGGCGGGCCGCUGUUUUCCAACAUUGCCGGAAAGCCGGACGCACGGUUCAUAUACGAGUCCAUCGACGCGGCGAAUUCACUGCUCAGCAUCUUGAACAGCUUCAUAGACCCCGUGGCGGGGCUGAAGUGCAUGCCUCUCAAGUACUGUCUCUACGUCAUCUACGCGGCCGCCAGGCUGGCGGGCGCAAUAACUAGCGAGGGCGACCGGGGAGUCGGACGCGCGAUCCACGGCACUAUAACACAGCUGCAGAAAACGUCCAGCAACCCGCAGAGCCUCGGGAGGCGAUACGCCACCUCGCUCCGGCUGCUCUGGAGGAAGUCGUCUGCAAAGACGUCCACCAAGGCCGCCGCCCGCACUGACCCGGUGGCCGAGCCACCAGAGCCCCCGGCGGACCAGCCGGAGGGGCAAGGGGAUAGCAUUGUGCCAUCGGCGACGAGCAAGCCCACCAUGGACAUGGACCCGUUGAGUGGGUUUUCGUGGCGGGACCUGGACUCGCUGGGACAGUUCAUCGCGAACAACACGGCGAUGAAUAUGGCGGACGGGAUGCUCGCCGGCGCAGACUUUGACUGGGAGCACAGCUCGGGAGGACUCGAUGACCUCGCGAUGCGGCCGCAGUUUGACACGAUGUGGGCGGGGCAUGACAUUAUUUUCUAG